This is a messenger RNA of Fusarium falciforme, 1902 nucleotides long. RefSeq names its product Zn(2)-C6 fungal-type domain-containing protein. NCBI's taxonomy places the organism in Eukaryota, Fungi, Ascomycota, Sordariomycetes, Hypocreales, Nectriaceae. The record is from RefSeq and is a predicted model, not a curated record. The transcript has 2 exons. Gene Ontology annotation, biological process: protein phosphorylation. Gene Ontology annotation, molecular function: protein kinase activity; ATP binding. The coding region runs from base 1 to 1902 and encodes 633 amino acids.
AUGUCACCAGUCGUCAAGUGCUGGAGCGACCUACACACGGUCUGCGAGUCCUCCGGCAAGGAUCACUCGGACAUCUACACGACAUUCACUGUCAUUGACGAUGAUGACGUGGUAUAUGCUGGACGGCUGGAUAUACCCAAACAAGACAUCACCUUGGACCAAGUAACGGCAGCUCUUACUCUGGUGCCAGACGACCAUGUGUUUCCAAGGCUAUCAAGCUCAAGAGAAUGCUUCACUGUCGUACCCAAUGAUGUGAGCAAAAGGAGCGACGUCUUCAUCAAACGGCCGCCUCUAGACCUGUACGAGACUUGCAAAGGCGAGGGAACUCUGCCAGUUCUACCUGCCGCGGUUCUGGAAGAAGCCCACGCGCUCCAGGUCAUCUCCAGGAAGCCCCAUCCUGGCCUCGUAAACUUUUACGGCUGCCGCGUUCAGCGGGGCCGCAUUACCGGCCUAGUUCUCGAGAAGCACCCCAACGAUCUAAAUCGGCAUCUAGAGAGAGUAGGGCUGGUGGAUAAAACAGCCUUCAUGACGGCUCUACGGUCGGCAGUCCGCCACCUUCACAGGAUCGGAAUGGCGCACAACGAUAUCAACCCGGCCAACAUCCUCGUCAACUCUCAAGGACUUCCCAUCCUGGCUGACUUUGGCUCCUGUCGCGAGAUCGGACACAAGCUGACAGCCAGUCGCGGCACACUGGGAUGGAUGGACGAUGGGGAUGACUACUCUACAUCAGAAAUGAACCACGAUAUUAUCAUUGAUCACUGCGUCGAGAGGUUCUUUGCGAGGCUGUAUCCCACCAUCCCCAUCCUCACCCGCGACCAUGUCCUCAGCCUCAAGGGCUCAUCGUUGGUCGAGGCUCACGCUGUACUAGCCGCCAUGUGCGCGCAGGUGCUCCUCCAGGCCGAAGAGCCAGAGAAUCUCCUUUCUGAAGGCGUCAUCCGUGAGAGUAAUGCCAUUUACGGGAACAUGAUCCUGGAGAGCGCUGUGGCGACGCAUCAGUCCAUCUCCCGUAAUGUCAAGCCCAGCCUCAAUCAGUGCCUCCUCGCCUUUUUCCUGUACGCAUGCCAUGCGAGGCUGUCACAUCACAGCCAGGCAUUCCUAUUCCUCCGCGAGGCAACAACUCUGUUUUGUCUACUGAGACUCGACGACAUGGACGUCUCCACGAGAGCCCUGGCUGGUCGCCUCUUCUGGGUUCUCCUUGUAUCAGAAAGAUCACACGCAAUCCGUUACCGUCGCCCUAUCACGCUACAAAUCACAAGCGAAACACCAGAGCUAGAGAUGGGUGACCCUUCACUGGUCGGCUUCUGGAGUCUGGCAGCUCUCUUUCGACCCAUCGACACUUCGUUCGUCGCGCUGCUCAACCAAGAGAUUGCCGCAACGCCGCCGCUUCAUGCGUCACUUGACUAUGUCGAGACAUCGGUCAACACGGCCCUGAAGGCUGAUAUACACCUACACGACACUCAAAAAGCAAAUCUGCGGAUAACACAACUUUGGCUUCGCGUUAUCAUCUGGAAGCUACGUCUGCGCCUGGGGCAUCUCAGCGAAAGUGCGACCCAGCACAGUCUCACGUUUCAGUAUCCCCUCGAGGUAGCAAAGGACCUAACCUUGUCGACACGGGACCUGCCACUUGAGAGCAUCAAAGUACACGGGGUCGGAUUGACUGAAAAGCUUUACGAUGUGGUCUCGGCAGUGGUGGAUGUUUUGGCCCGUGUUCCUGUUAACCCAUCAAGCCCUCAGGGUCUGGCAAUGGGUACAUCGCCGCAAGAUGACUUGGCAUAUAUUCGAGGCCUCAUGGCUCAACUACCAGGUGGUACAAGCAUUUACGAACCGCUGCUUGUCAAUCACAUUCAGCAAGCCCUUCCAAGUCCAGGGCCGAGCAUUACACUAAGCAGCCCGACGGGGUAA